Lobosporangium transversale is the source of this 1493-nucleotide messenger RNA. RefSeq lists its product as hypothetical. Gene Ontology annotation, cellular component: lipid droplet. The record is from RefSeq and is a predicted model, not a curated record. The coding region runs from base 57 to 1112 and encodes 351 amino acids. Gene Ontology annotation, biological process: lipid storage. Gene Ontology annotation, molecular function: lipase activity. The transcript is spliced from 4 exons. NCBI's taxonomy places the organism in Eukaryota, Fungi, Mortierellomycota, Mortierellomycetes, Mortierellales, Mortierellaceae.
UUUGAAUAUUAUUUAAUCGUUUUGUAAGACCCCUAUUUUCUGCUCUUUCUGUAUGUAUGCUAUUGACCCUUUUCUACCUUUCUCGACAAUCAUUACGCUUAAAUCUGCCCAGACAUCUCAUUCGGAUCUCCGUCAUGACCAUUUCUACUCUGUCUGUUAAUCCAGCCACGCUUUUCAAGACUCCUGUACGAGCUAUCUGGAAUGUGGAAGGCGAAAAUGUACCCACGCUCUGGUGGCCUGCAAAAAACCCUCUCCCCUCCUCAGAGAACAAUGUAGGAGAGCCACACCACACUGUCUUAUUUAUGAUCCCUGGAAACCCUGGUGUAAUUGACUAUUAUACUCCAUUCCUCCAGACAGUGCAUGAUACUUGUGAGGGAAAGAUCGACAUUUUUGGAGCCUCUCAUUUGGGUCAUUCAUGGGGCUCACAUAUUACGGACACUUCCAAACUGUAUUCUUUGGAGGAACAAGUUGAAAAUAAGAUUGCAAUUGUGGAUCAACUCCGGAAAAUAUACCCUGCAGGAACCCGAUUCAUCUUGGCGGGACAUUCCAUGGGUGCCUGGUUAGCGUUGCGAGUGCUCAAGGCUCGCCCCAAUCAUGGGAUCGAACGGGUUUUUGCGCUGUUUCCUACUAUUCAUAGGAUUGCAGACACUCCCAAUGGCCGUAAACUAUCGAAGACUGUACUCAGCCCUUCGCUCAGGACAUUUGCAGGAGGUUUAAUCAGUACAUUACGUUUUAUCUGUUCAGCACCCCCUGUUUUUCAAUCGCUUGUGGGCCUUAUAGCGGGCCAGGAAGCCGAUAUGGCCAAGGUGACCUCCCAGAAAUUGUUGCACAGUUAUACAGUCAAGAAUUGUCUGUAUUUAGGGAAUCAAGAAAUGGAUGCGAUCAAGAUUAUGGAUGAAGAGCUGAUCGAAGAACAUGCUUCUAAAUUCGUGUUUUAUUAUGGCAAAACGGAUGGUUGGAGUCCUAUUGAGAACUAUCAUGAGAUGCAGGAACGGUUUCCGAACGUUAAGAGUUUUCUCUGCAAGCAGAGGAUGGUUCAUGCGUUUGUUUUAGGCCAUGGUGAAGCCAUGGGUCUGUUGGUUGGGGGAUGGAUUAAUGAAAAGAGUAUUUAAAAAAAGAAAAAAAAAAUCCUCGCGAAAGCUAAAUAGAACAAUGGGAAACUAUUGAAGAACACCUUACUGAUUGCAACCUAUGAAGGAAUUUAUAGGAUAGAUUCGUGUGGAAAAUGACGGUAACGGAUGAUUUACUUCACCCUACUCCUGAGUCUAUGAAUCUAUAGCCUAAAAAAGGACAAAAACCAUGCCAUUAUUCCUCUUUGUACUCCCAUCUGGAACAAAAAAAAAGUCUUCGACUGAUCAUUUAUUACCACAUCUGUCUACUCAGAAGCGUAAAUGAUCUUAAUACCUUACACAGGGAACUUCGGGGUAAUAUUAAGAAUGAACUAAAGGAGAUAUACAUGGCGUGUUCAUCAUGUUCAUCAUUCAAAAAAGGAC